Molecule: messenger RNA, 955 nt
Organism: Penaeus indicus
Lineage: Eukaryota; Metazoa; Arthropoda; Malacostraca; Decapoda; Penaeidae
Product: transcription termination factor 3, mitochondrial-like
Exons: 6
Coding region: 1-861 (286 amino acids)
Biological process (GO): mitochondrial ribosome assembly; regulation of DNA-templated transcription; mitochondrial transcription
Cellular component (GO): mitochondrion
Molecular function (GO): double-stranded DNA binding
Source: RefSeq, a predicted model, not a curated record
AUGGUUGGUUUAGUACCGGCCCUCCGGACUCCUACCCAGAGUGACCUAGGUUUUCGAGGCCUAUCUGCUACACUUCAAGAAAUGGUGAAGCUUGGAGUUGAUAUCAGCAAAUGGGAAAAGAGAAAGGGCAUCAGUUCAUAUAUCUUGAAACUGGACCUGGAACGUGAUAUGAAGCAGCACUUGAUGUUCCUCCAUCAUCAAGGUGUAAAACCAGAGGAUCUGGGACGCUGGCUCACCAUAAAUCCUCUUAUAUUUCGUGAAAGAAUAGAAGAUCUUGACUCUCGUAUCAACUAUCUAAGGGCGGUGAAAUUUACCGAUGGUGAAAUUGCACGUUUGAUAUCACGCAAUCCAUAUUGGCUGUUGUUUAGCACUGUCAGAAUUGACAACCGCCUUGGGUUUUUUCAACAUUUGGGUGGCCUUAGUAGAGGUGAAGUUCGUGUCGUCGCAGUGAAAGAGCCGCGACUGAUUACACACAGUCUUCAUCACGUCAAGAGAACAUCCAUUGCUGUUACCGAAGAGAUGGGCUUUAGUAAGAAUGAAAUGAAAAGUCUGAUAUUAUCUACUCCAAAACUAUGGAUUACUCAUGGGCCGUCAUUACUCCGAAGGUUUGAAUAUUUGCACAACGAAAUGGGAUUAUCACACAGUGUACUUGUAAAAUUUCCAAAGAUUUUACUGUCACGGGAAUUCAGGAUAAAGCAACGUCAUCUUUAUCUGAAGACUCUCGGCCGAGCCCAGUAUGAUCCUCACAAACCUAGUUAUGUGUCUCCAGCUUCACUGGUGGAAGGCAGUGAUACCCAUUUUUGUAGUGACAUUGCGAAAAGCACUAUUCAUGAUUACAACAUAUUUCUGAAGACCCUUUAAUUCGCUAUUAUUUAUCUGUGUACAUUUUGUCGCAAGAAUGUAGACGCAUCUCUUGUAUUUACAAAUAAUUCAGAAUAAAAAGGUCGAACAAUUA